Messenger RNA from Adineta steineri, 306 nucleotides. NCBI's taxonomy places the organism in Eukaryota, Metazoa, Rotifera, Eurotatoria, Adinetida, Adinetidae. The record is from the annotation of a GenBank genome assembly.
AUGUCUGCUCAACAAAUUAAUAACAGUGCUAGCAACCAUCCAUCAAAUCAUCGUAUAGUUGACAAUUUUUCAUCAUCUCGAUCCUAUGCACCAGAAUACCAUGUACAAAGUGUUUAUACAAAUCAACGUCGUUUAUGUGAACAUUUACGUGAAGAAGCAAGACGUGAACGUACGAAAGUAUCUAUUGUUUGUAAAGAUCUUGUUCGUUAUGUUACUGAUCAUCAAUCAAGUGAUGCACUCGUUGUUGGUUUUCAAUCACCUAAAGAUAAUCCAUUUCGUGAUAAACAACAAUGUUCAUUACUUUAA